CAAUGGGAGCGCGGCUGGCCGGGUAUAAAGCCCCGCUCCGCUGGGACCGGCCCGGAGAGCUGCUGGACCCACUGCUGACUCUCACUCCUCCGGCGGAAACAUAGGGAUCUUCGUCUCAUCCCCCAGUAGUAGUAGUAAUAGUCCGCAGGAACAGGGCGCAGUCAUGCCGUUCGGUAACACGCACAACCAGAUGAAGAUGAAAUACGCUUCGAAGCAGGAGUACCCGGACCUCAGUAAACACAACAAUCACAUGGCGAAGAUCCUGACUCCGGCCGUGUACGAGCGGCUGAGGAGCAAACAGACUCCCAGCGGAUUUACCCUGGAUGAUGUGAUCCAGACCGGGGUGGAUAACCCAGGCCACCCUUUUAUUAUGACCGUGGGCUGCGUGGCUGGAGACGAGGAGACGUACGAAGUGUUCAAGGAGCUGCUGGAUCCCGUGAUCGAGGACAGACACGGAGGAUACAAACCCAGUGACAAGCACAAGACUGACAUCAACUCAGACAAUCUGAAGGGCGGCGACGACCUGGACCCCAACUACGUCCUGAGCUCCCGAGUGAGAACUGGCCGCAGCAUCCGUGGCUUCUGUCUGCCCCCACACUGCAGCCGGGGAGAGAGGCGGGCUGUGGAGAAGCUCUCCAUUGAAGCUCUGGACUCUCUGAGUGGAGACCUGAAGGGGAAAUACUUUGCACUGAAGAACAUGACUGAUGCUGAGCAGCAGCAGCUCAUUGAUGACCACUUCCUGUUUGAUAAGCCCGUGUCUCCCCUCCUCCUGGCCUCCGGGAUGGCCCGGGACUGGCCCGACGCCAGAGGCAUCUGGCACAACGAUAACAAGACCUUCCUGGUGUGGGUGAACGAGGAGGAUCAUCUCCGUGUCAUCUCCAUGCAGAAAGGAGGCAACAUGAAGGAAGUGUUCACUCGCUUCUGUACCGGACUCACCAAGAUCGAGACCCUGUUCAAGGAGAGGGGCCAUGCUUUCAUGUGGAACGAGCACCUGGGCUACGUCCUCACCUGCCCGUCCAACCUGGGCACCGGCCUGCGCGCUGGGGUGCACGUCAAGCUGCCACACCUCAGCAAACACGCCAAGUUUGAGGAGGCUCUCAAGAGACUGAGGCUGCAGAAACGUGGAACUGGCGGCGUGGACACGGCUGCCGUGGGCGGAGUGUUCGACAUCUCCAACGCCGACCGGCUGGGCUUCUCCGAGGUGGAGCUGGUGCAGAUGGUGGUGGACGGCGUCAGGCUGAUGGUGGAGAUGGAGAAGAAGCUGGAGAAGGGCCAGGCCAUCGACGACAUGAUGCCUGCCCAGAAGUAAAGUGUCCCAAAACCAUUCCUGCCCCACUGUUCCCUUUUCCCCUCCUCCCGAACCACUGCCCAGGAAUGCACUUACGGUCUGGAUUUGUGUAUUUAAGAUGAAAACCUUCCAGUGAUGAACAUCUGAAAUAAAAGUUAUGGUUCAAGCAGAA
Cololabis saira (Pacific saury) is the source of this 1460-nucleotide messenger RNA. It is a transcript of the gene ckba, whose product is annotated as creatine kinase, brain a. The transcript has 8 exons. Gene Ontology annotation, molecular function: creatine kinase activity. The record is from RefSeq and is a predicted model, not a curated record. Gene Ontology annotation, biological process: phosphocreatine biosynthetic process. Bases 164 to 1309 code for a protein of 381 amino acids. Lineage: Eukaryota; Metazoa; Chordata; Actinopteri; Beloniformes; Belonidae.